This is a messenger RNA of Metarhizium robertsii ARSEF 23, 1110 nucleotides long. Its product is annotated as homoserine O-acetyltransferase. The transcript is spliced from 2 exons. Gene Ontology annotation, molecular function: L-serine O-acetyltransferase activity; homoserine O-acetyltransferase activity. The coding region runs from base 1 to 1110 and encodes 369 amino acids. The record is from RefSeq and is a predicted model, not a curated record. Gene Ontology annotation, biological process: L-homoserine metabolic process. NCBI's taxonomy places the organism in Eukaryota, Fungi, Ascomycota, Sordariomycetes, Hypocreales, Clavicipitaceae.
AUGGCAUCCCGGUCCGCGGUAAACAGCACCCGGCACAUCUACAAAGCCCUCACAAGGCCGACAUCCGCGCGGCUCAUCGGCCUUGCCAGAAUCCAAAAUGCAGCACUGUCGUCCUCUCCGCGGGCCAACUCGGGCGCGGCCUCAAACCCGGCCAUGGCAUUCCCCUGCCUAGACGCCCUGGAAACCAAGUCUGCCACCUUGCAAGCGAGCCGGUCCUCGUCCGGCCCCGAGCCCAGCUACACGUCUGGACCGACGGAGACGUUCCAUUGCAAAGAUCCGCUGCUCCUCGACUGGGGCGGCAUCCUGCCCGAGUUCACCAUUGCGUACGAGUCGUGGGGCGCCGUCAACGCAGACAAGUCCAACGUCAUCCUGCUUCACACGGGGCUGUCGGCGUCGUCGCACGCCCAUUCCACCGCGGCCAACCCCCAGCCCGGCUGGUGGGAGAAGUUCAUCGGGCCCGGCGCGCCGCUCGACACGGACAAGUACCACGUCAUCUGCACAAACGUCAUCGGCGGGUGCCACGGCUCCACGGGGCCCAGCAGCAUCGACCCGGGCAACGGCGAGCGCUACGCGACGCGGUUCCCGAUCCUGACCAUGCAGGACAUGGUGCGCGCGCAGUUCCGGCUCCUCGACCACCUGGGCGUGGACAGGCUCCACGCGAGCGUGGGCUCGUCCAUGGGCGGCAUGCAGUCGCUCGCGGCGGGCGUCCUGUUCCCCCAGCGCGUCGGCCGCAUCGCCCGCCGCGACGGCACCUACGCCGCCGACGACGCCGCGUGCUCGCUGACCCUGCCGCCCCGGCCGUACGAGGAGCAGCCCGCCAGCCAGGUCGACACCUCGGCGCCCCUGGAGCCCGCCUCGUCGAGGCCCCCCGAGGAUCUGGUCCUCGGCCUGGCCGCCCUGAGGGACACGCCGACGCUGGUUCUUGGCGUCGCGAGCGACAUACUGUUUCCGGCGUGGCAGCAGCGCGAAAUUGCGCAGAGCCUGCGCCUAGCUGGGAAUAGGGGCGUCACGCACGUCGAGUUGAGUGAGGAGAUGAGUCUCUUUGGGCACGAUACCUUCUUGUUGGACUUGGAGCAUGUUGGCGGGAAUGUUAGGAUGUUUUUGAAUUAG